AUGGAGUUACCAACAAAACAGCCGGUUUCUGGUAGCCGGAAAAUCUCAUACUCGAUAGAAACGAGGAACCUGUCAUACAGAUUGAGGACCCAAUUUGAUGAGGUGAAUUGGGCAUGCUUUGGUUGGAGCAAAAAGACAAAUCAAAAUUUCAUUUUGAAGAAUGUAAAUUGUGAAGCAAAGGGGAGAGAAGUAACUGCAAUUGCAGGGCCUAGUGGAGCUGGCAAAACCACACUGCUCGAGAUUCUUGCAGGGAAGAUUUCUCCAAGUGAAGUUUCUGGCCAAGUUCUGGUUAAUGAUAGGCCUAUGGAUACUAGAUGUUUUCGGAGAAUAUCCGCUUAUGUCACUCAAUUUGAUGCCUUGUUUCCUUUACUUACAGUUGAAGAAACACUCAUGUAUAGUGCCCUCCUAAGGCGGUCCGGGGGCCAGAAAGAGGCUGCUGCUAGAGUGAGACAGCUGCUGAAGGAGUUGGGGUUGGAUCACGUUGCGGAUUCAAGAGUUGGAGGAGGAUCGAGCAGUGUUGUUUCGGGUGGUGAAAGGCGGAGAGUUUCGAUUGGAGUUGAUUUAGUCCAUGACCCUGAUGUGAUUUUGAUCGACGAACCGACUUCAGGGCUGGAUUCUGCUUCAGCACUCCAUGUAGUCUCUUUGCUCAAGACGAUGGCAGUUAGUCAAGGCAAGACGGUUGUUCUAACCAUCCACCAACCCAGUUUUCGAAUCCUCGAGCAGUUUGAUCGAAUCGUUCUGCUUUCAAAUGGAAAUGUGGCGCAUAAUGGACCGCUGAAUCUUCUUGAAGAGAGGCUUACGUUUGCCUGGAACCAUAGAAUUCCCAUGCAUGUCAAUGCGCUCGAAUUCGCCAUUGAUGUUGUUGAAAGCUUGGUUGUACAAACUUCAGAAACUUUUGGCAGGCAAUAUAAUUUCCUCGAGACAAUAGACAAAGAACAACAAAAUAGGGAUCGAGAUCCCAAAAUCAGGCUUGCGUUAUCUGGAAGUUGUACAGAAGAAAAGUUUGUUUUCUACACAAAUACUAGGCUCAAGGAAGUUGUAAUACUAGGGAAAAGAUUUUGCAGCAACAUAUUAAGAACCAAGCAGCUGUUUACGACAAGAAUUGUCCAAGCACUAGUGGCUGGAUUAGUACUUGGAACCAUAUUCCUUGAUGUUGGCAAUGACCAAGGAAAAGUUGCUUUACAAACGCAAACCGGGUUUUUCGCAUUCAGCCUCACUUUCUUGCUAUCUUCCACAACAGAAGGCCUUCCAAUCUUCCUGCAAGAGAGAAAAAUUCUAAUGAACGAGACGGAAAGAGGCGCUUACAGAGUUUCCUCCUAUGUCAUGGCAAACACCCUCGUGUUUCUUCCAUUUCUUCUGAUGGUUAGUAUUCUGUAUGCCACGCCGAUUUAUUGGCUUGUCGGAUUAAGGAGAGAAAUCGACGGUUUUCUUUACUUCUCUCUAGUGGUUUGGAUGGUUCUCUUGAUUUCCAAUUCAUUUGUGGCAUGUUUCAGUGCCCUAGUGCCCAACUUCAUCAUGGGGACAUCAGUCAUUGCAGGGCUAAUGGGAUCUUUCUUUCUCUUUUCGGGCUAUUUCAUAUCGAAGGAAAACUUGCCUAAUUACUGGCUUUUCAUGCACUACUUGAGCCUUUUCAAGUACCCUUUUGAGUGUUUCUUGGUAAAUGAGUAUGGUGUAAAGCAAGGGAAGAAAAAGUGCUUAGAAACUGAGCAAGGAAGAGGGUGCAUUCUAUAUGGAGAUGGGUUCUUGAGACAGCAGGGUUUGAAGGAGUCUUUGAAAUGGAGCAAUUUGGGUGUGAUGUUGGGUUUCAUUGUUGGGUAUAGAGUGCUUUGUUUUUUGAUUCUGUGGUACAGAUGUUACAGAAGCAGAAAGUAG
Messenger RNA from Morus notabilis, 1872 nucleotides. RefSeq names its product ABC transporter G family member 10. Gene Ontology annotation, molecular function: ATP binding; ABC-type transporter activity; ATP hydrolysis activity. The transcript has a single exon. The coding region runs from base 1 to 1872 and encodes 623 amino acids. Gene Ontology annotation, cellular component: membrane. The record is from RefSeq and is a predicted model, not a curated record. Lineage: Eukaryota; Viridiplantae; Streptophyta; Magnoliopsida; Rosales; Moraceae.